Messenger RNA from Scomber japonicus (chub mackerel), 1007 nucleotides. RefSeq names its product small nuclear RNA activating complex, polypeptide 5 (gene snapc5). The transcript is spliced from 4 exons. Lineage: Eukaryota; Metazoa; Chordata; Actinopteri; Scombriformes; Scombridae. Gene Ontology annotation, biological process: transcription initiation at RNA polymerase III promoter; transcription by RNA polymerase II. Bases 164 to 529 code for a protein of 121 amino acids. The record is from RefSeq and is a predicted model, not a curated record. Gene Ontology annotation, cellular component: nucleus.
GCUAGCAAUGCACAACAGCUAACGCUAAGCAAUCAGUGUUCAAAACAAAAGCUGUCGGAGGCACGUUAUCUUGUGUAUCACCAAUUUCGCUGUUGAUAUGCAGCUGUAGACGUAAUUUUAAACAGUGUUGAGGAAUGGUCUGACUGCUGUGGCACCAGUGAAGAUGCACAGCCGUCUGCAGGAGUUGAAGAAGGAAGAGGAGACUCUCCUCAAAAUCAAAGUCAUGCUACAAGACCAGCUGAACAGGCUGAAGUUUGAAGAGGGGGCGUUGAAAUCAAUCAUUAAUGCUCAAACAGAUGAAGGAGCCGCUCAACACCAAUCCCCAGAAACUGAGGUUCAUAUUAACCUUGAUGAUGAGAGCGAGAUCAAUCGCACCAAACUGCUACUGAAUGCCGCUGUAGAUUACGAUAUGGAGGAGGAGGAUGAGGAGGAAGAAGACGAUGAGGACGAAGAUGAAGAGGAUGAUGAAGAUGAUGACAAUGAACUGGAGUUUGUGCCUGAGGGGGAUGAAGAUGAAGACGAUUACUGAGAUUUUCAGCUUCCCCAGUGUUCCCCAGUGGGACUUCAGUAUUUGCACCAUUGAAGAACUACCGUGUGUAGAUGGACAGUUGUUUAUUUGUUCACCUGUUUUGUACUUUGACUUAUGAAGUUAAGAAGUUUAAUUUAUUUGAAUGGAGUGAGUAACAGUUAGUGUGAUGAUGUGUGGUGCUAACAGUAUCCUCUCCUUUGCCUUCUUAAAGGCAUAUCAUCCAGAUUUCAAAACAUGUUAGGAUUCAUGUGUCGAAUUUUGUGAGAAAUGUCUCACUGAAAAAAGACAGUGUUAUUAUAGUAGGUGCUUAUAGGUUACCAGACAUAAUAAUAAGCUGAGUAGCAAUUCAGUUGAGAAUCAAAACUCAGAUGUUGAGAUGUGUUUGUUAGCAUUAAACUAUAUGGCUGGGCCAUAUAAGAGGACUGUGUGUCUGCAUAUGUACAAAAUGAUUAUUGUAAGCACAAAAUAAAAUUUUUUG